Molecule: messenger RNA, 432 nt
Organism: Cladocopium goreaui
Lineage: Eukaryota; Dinophyceae; Suessiales; Symbiodiniaceae
Source: the annotation of a GenBank genome assembly
AUGCCCAGCAGUAAGAAGGCCAAGACGUCGUCCCACGUGACUGGCAUUUCCAACAAGGACUACCAAUGGUUUCCGGAGGAGUUUGGAGAGCAUCAUGGCAAACAUGAAGUCUGGGUGGCCGAGAUCCCGUUUAUCGGGUUGAAAACAUUCACGUGUGACACCUCAGGUCUCACGUUGGAUGAUCUGAAAAAAUGGAUCUCUGACCUGGAGGUGCAGCAUGAGAACGUCCCACCGUCGUUCGCGGGGAAGAAGAUCCGGGACGUGAUCCCAUUGGGGCAUUGGGGGUUCCACUCCACAAUCAGGUCCACACCGUACAAUAUGCCCAUCGGGGCAUUGACAAUGCAAGAUAUGCCGCUGAAAUUUUCAUGGCACUGGUGGAGCCCAAGCUACCAGGAGCACGGUGAAGACUGGGAGUUCGCCCUGUGGCGCUGA